Molecule: messenger RNA, 801 nt
Organism: Neopsephotus bourkii (Bourke's parrot)
Lineage: Eukaryota; Metazoa; Chordata; Aves; Psittaciformes; Psittacidae
Gene: TSPAN19
Product: tetraspanin 19
Exons: 9
Cellular component (GO): membrane
Source: RefSeq, a predicted model, not a curated record
AUGUUUAGAGAAGAGGCAAGACAGCUGUGAUUCAAAACUGAAAAUGGAAGAAUUAAAAUAAAAGAUAAAAUAAUUAUUCAGAAGUACUACUUAAAUAUCUUCAAAGGAAUUUUCUUGGCUCUGGGUCGUAUGCUUUUGACAUUUGGCCUGUGGCUUUUAUUUGACAGAAACAAUUUAUUCAGUGUGUUAUUUUCUUCAGGCAAGAACCAACUAGUGGCAUUUAUUUCCUACAUAUUACUUGGAAUUGGAUCUGUUAUUACUUUUACAUCAGUCAUGGGAUUACUUGGAAGUGUUGUGGAAGUCAAAUGUCUACUAGUUAUGUAUAUGAGUUUUCAAAUCCUAGUGUUUGUUACCCAUAUGGCAAUACUGUUGCUUAUAUUUGCAAAGAAAGAAGAGGUCCACAAUCAAUGGAAUAACAGAAUUGAUGAAGUUAUUUCUGAAUAUGGGAACAAGAGUCUGGCCGAGCAGGAACCUGUGUGGAACAUUCUGAAUGCUGUGCAGCAUAAUAUGGAAUGCUGUGGAAGAUACAAUGUUACACAGUGGGAAAAGAAUAAAAACAAGGAAAACAGUACUCAGAUCCCAUGUUCAUGCACAAAAUCCAGCCUGAAGAAAUGGUUUUGUGAUGUCCCAAGGGGUUCAACAUACCGCAUGGGAUGUGAAGAACAUUUGAACACAUGGUUUGAAAACAAUGCUUUGAUCUUAACUGCAAUUACUGUCAGCCUGCUAAUUACACAGAUAUUUUUGAUCACACUGACUGGUCUGCUAUUUGGAAACAUCAGAAAGAAUAUUAUUUGGCCAUGA